This is a messenger RNA of Camelina sativa (false flax), 1500 nucleotides long. The record is from RefSeq and is a predicted model, not a curated record. NCBI's taxonomy places the organism in Eukaryota, Viridiplantae, Streptophyta, Magnoliopsida, Brassicales, Brassicaceae.
AUGCGCUUGUCUUUGCCAAGGGGUAGUGAUGCAGGUCAAUGUUUUAGCAUGGAUGACACAUCUAAAGAGGUAGUCUACAAGGAAGCAACUUCAAAGGAAGUUGAGAAUGACACAAGUUUUGAGGAGCAACUUUUGGAAACAACAUCUUCACAAGAUUACCGAAAUAAGGAGUAUGAGCAAGCAACCCUUAAGACACGUGUGGAGAUAAAACCAAGUUCAACACCACCUGAUCUUGCUUUUAAGAUCACCCUCAUUAAGGCUAAGUUGAUAUCAAGCACUCUACAUGAAAAGAAAUGGUUCAAACCUUUACAUGUUUGUAUUGAUCUCAUGGCUGUAAUAAUACACUUGUUCUUCGCCAAAAGUGUCAACAACAUUGCUGGUACAAGAGAGGAUCAUAAAAGCAAUAUAUCGGAGAUGAAAAGACCCAUAAAUAUUCCAAAUCAAAACCGGGGUAAAUCAGCACCAUUGGUGAUCACCCCAUUCCUUAAGGAGACUAGAAGAUUCCCGAAAUCUUGUUUAAUUAAACAGGAACCACCGGAUCUCAAAGCUCAAGCUCAGAUCCAAGGAGGAGCUAAGGACACUACAACAUCAACCAUGAUACCAGAUCAAAACCAAGGCAUGAUCCUAUCUUUCUUGCUCAAAGGAGAGCAACUUGAUGCACCACACAUCACAAAACCAAAACCAUACCGAGGGAGAGGGUAUGAUGCAGACAUCAGAACUAAACCAAACCGAGAGUAUGGCGAACCAACCAGUCCACACACCAAACCGGUCCACGAAGAACAUCUUGGAGAAUCUUUUCCCAAAUGGAGUUCUGAUCAAUCACAAAGAGAAGGGUUAAUUAUUCAUCAUCAAAUUAACCCUAAAGAGUCCAAUGGUUCAAGAGGGAUCAAGCAUCAACAAGUCAAAUUAUCUCAUUGUUGGGAUAUGACUGUUGCACUUUUUUUCCCUUGUCUAGGGUUUUUCCCACUAGAUUUACCUAGAAAGGUUUUUAAUGAGGCAACACCAAAUCGUCAAGGAAUCACUUACCAUUCAUCUGAUUCAAAGAUGACACAAGAAGUCAUAGCUGAAGUACUUGUUGGACUACUCGCUGGACCUUUUGAACUACUCGCUGACAGACAUGCUAAACUACUCGCAGAUGAAUCAGACAUCAUUGCAAGCUAUGAAGAGUUUCGGCCUUUUGACACUUGGACCAGCCCUAGAGGAAGCCCACACACCUAUUUGAUUCACCACAAGUCCCCAGCCCAUGGAGAACAACUCAAGAGAAGACCCAAGUCUAAACCACCCUUUGAAUCAUCUUUUAUUCAAGAAGUUGAGAGAUCCUUUGGCUCAAAGAAGAUGGUGCCCAAAACCCUUCAACCAUACACGAUUCUUCUUUCUCUCGAUGGCAACAAAGUUCUCCUACAAGCCUUUUAUGACGUUUUAAAACUCUUCAACAAGGGUGUGUUGUCUCGUGAGGAUCUUCUCGAUGAGAUCAAAAGCUUCAGACUACAACAUCUUUAA